This is a messenger RNA of Panthera uncia (snow leopard), 531 nucleotides long. RefSeq names its product double homeobox A (gene DUXA). The transcript has 5 exons. Bases 1 to 531 code for a protein of 176 amino acids. NCBI's taxonomy places the organism in Eukaryota, Metazoa, Chordata, Mammalia, Carnivora, Felidae. Gene Ontology annotation, molecular function: DNA binding. The record is from RefSeq and is a predicted model, not a curated record.
AUGGCUCAAGAUAAUUCUCCAAACAAGACCACACCAGUGAAUCACAGACGCAGCCGCACCAAAUUCACACAAGAUCAAUUGAAAAUCCUCAUCAAAGCAUUUGAUAAAAACCCUUACCCAGGUUAUGCUACCAAACAAAAACUUGCUUUAGAAGUCAAUACUGAAGAGUCUCGAAUCCAGAUUUGGUUUCAGAAUCGAAGAGCUAGGCACCAGAAGAAAUCAGAACCCGAUGAGGACUUAGAAUCAAGCCAAGACCAAGAUCACCUUGAAGAGGAGAUUCAAAGUAGAGAAGACAGACGGAGUCGUACCAACUAUACGUCCUUGCAAUUACACGCCCUCAUUGAGGCAUUUUCGAACAAUCCUUAUCCUGGCUUUGAUUCCAGAGAGCAACUUGCUAAAGAAAUUGGUGUUCCCGAGUCAAGAGUCCAAAUUUGGUUUCAAAAUCGGAGAUCCAGAUUCCAUGCCCAGAGAAAAAGCGAACCUGAUGAUGGAGACUUAGAACAGAGACAAGACCAGGAACAGGAUCUCUGA